AUGUCUCACCCAAAUACCAAGAAAGCGAAAGCGAACUCACCGGCGACUGAAGACGAGCUCGUAGGUCUUCUGGAAGAUGCAAACCUACCAGAAUACGUGCAAGGUCAACCAUGCGACCUGGAGGACCAGGACAAGCCCCAGCCCACUAGAUCUUCUCGCGAAAAGAAAUACGCAACUAUCGCAGGUGUUCUCAUAGCACUCAUAUUUGGUGGCGCUCUGGCCAAGGUUCUGUCCACUUUACGUGCGGCAUCUCCCGCUCCUGGUGCAGACGACACACUCUAUUCGAAUGGGACUCACGAGUUCAAGAAAACUGUGCUCAUCGUAUCCAUAGAUGGCUUACGGGCAGACUAUCUGGACCGAGGCUUUACACCCCACUUGCUCGAUAUCAGUAAGAAAGGCCUCAGAGCUAAAUACAUGAAACCUAUCUUCCCAACUUUGACGUUCCCCAAUCACUGGGCAUUGAUGACUGGGCUAUAUGCGGAAUCCCAUGGUAUCAUUGCCAACAACUUCUGGGAUCCUGUAAUUCGCAGUGAAUUUGCAUACAAUCGUCCCGAGGCGUCUUGGAAUUCCUCCUGGUGGUUCGGCGAACCAAUGUGGGAGACAGCAGAGAAAUCUGGUGCGAUAACAGCUAAUUUAAUGUGGCCUGGUCCUCCAGUGACAACAUCGGGGUGUUCACCUACGUACUAUAUUCCUUGGAGGAACCUAGUCCCUCUUCAGGAGAAGCUCGAUCAAAUUAUGACCUGGAUAGAUUUUCCUCUUGAAACAAGGCCUCAGCUCAUCAUGGCAUACGACCCUUCUCUGGACCAAGCUGGUCAUCUCACUGGUCCUAUGUCGGCUUUGACUAACAAAACGUUAGCGGAAGUAGACAUUUUCGCGAAAGAUCUUCACAACUCACUAGAGGAACGAAACCUCACGGAUAUAGUCGACAUUAUUUUCGUCAGUGAUCAUGGUAUGACUGACACCAGCCACCCCGAGUGGGUCUAUCUUGAUGAUAUUCUUGGAGAAGGUUAUGACCUAAUUGAGCACAGUGAUGGUUGGCCAUCUGCCGGAUUGCGCUUCAAACCCGGAACUAACGAAUCUAAAUACCUUGAUAUACUCCUUAAUGAAGCAGGUUUGAACCCCGGACGGUUUGACGUGUUCACCCACGAAACGAUGCCAGAGCGGUAUCACUUUGCCAAUCACUAUCGUAUCGCCCCUAUCUACGUCGUGCCAAACAUGCAUUAUGCUCUGACAAACAGAGUGGAAGGAGAGAGCGGUGUCUCCAAAGGGAACCAUGGUUAUGACAACGAUGAGCCAUCUAUGCGAGCCAUGUUUGUCGCGCACGGUCCAUUCUCCCAUGGGGCAAAGUCAUCCCUUUCUUCUCUGUCCGAGUCUGUGGAAGCAUGGGACUCUACGUCUGACGAUCACUACAUCAUGAAAGGGUUUGAUAACGUGCAAAUCUACAGUCUCGUGAUGAGGUUGCUUGGUAUCGAGAACACGGCAAGCACGAAUGGGACCAGGAGUUUCUGGGACCCCUACUUCAAGUUUUAA
Serpula lacrymans var. lacrymans S7.9 is the source of this 1530-nucleotide messenger RNA. RefSeq lists its product as uncharacterized. The record is from RefSeq and is a predicted model, not a curated record. The transcript has 13 exons. Bases 1 to 1530 code for a protein of 509 amino acids. NCBI's taxonomy places the organism in Eukaryota, Fungi, Basidiomycota, Agaricomycetes, Boletales, Serpulaceae. Gene Ontology annotation, molecular function: nucleoside triphosphate diphosphatase activity; ribonucleoside triphosphate phosphatase activity. Gene Ontology annotation, biological process: nucleoside triphosphate metabolic process.